Hydatigera taeniaeformis is the source of this 486-nucleotide messenger RNA. NCBI's taxonomy places the organism in Eukaryota, Metazoa, Platyhelminthes, Cestoda, Cyclophyllidea, Taeniidae. The record is from the annotation of a GenBank genome assembly.
CUGGGGAGCAGACCAGUUCUGGUGACAGAGUACGCUCCUCAGGGCACGCUGUCAGGCUACCUACGAGCCUUGCGUGUGCGUCCGGAGACGACGUUGGAGGAGGUGGUGAUGACGUACUGGUGGACUCGUGCGAGAGCUCUUGUUGGAGACCUCUACUCCUUUGUCAGUGACAUUGCUAGCGCCCUAGUCUACCUGGAGAAAAUCGCUGUGGUACACGGCGACGUAGCAGCUCGUAACGUUUUGCUGACUGCGUCACUCACUGCUAAGCUGAACGACUUCGAAUCGGCCUGCGUCAUUCCACACGAAGGAUUCGUCGAAAUUGCGGUGGCGGAGGCAGUGGAUCCCGUAAGACAUCCCGAUAUUUUGUGCGGCUUCCAGGCAAGUGACUUCACCUUAGACUCGGGCAUUGUGCUCAUCGAAAGCGUUUAUAAUGAGCCUGUAUACGUCCGCAAAAAAGUCGUUGUACUGGACCACUUUACACCAUAA